This is a messenger RNA of Annulohypoxylon truncatum, 1282 nucleotides long. Its product is annotated as CybS-domain-containing protein. The transcript is spliced from 3 exons. The record is from RefSeq and is a predicted model, not a curated record. Gene Ontology annotation, biological process: mitochondrial electron transport, succinate to ubiquinone; tricarboxylic acid cycle. NCBI's taxonomy places the organism in Eukaryota, Fungi, Ascomycota, Sordariomycetes, Xylariales, Hypoxylaceae. Gene Ontology annotation, molecular function: heme binding; ubiquinone binding. Gene Ontology annotation, cellular component: mitochondrial envelope; membrane. Bases 243 to 791 code for a protein of 182 amino acids.
AAUCGAAAGCCCACAUAUUUCCCGGCCGAACACGACCAAUCACAGGCGACUUAUUUCUUCGGUCCUCGGCAAUGAGAGUUUAACCUUUGAUUCAAAUGCAUCAUCGUCGCUUUUCUCAAUUCACGACUUUAGGUACAUACUUGACACCCCUCUCCUUGACCAGAACGUCGAAUCGAGGAUAUACAGAGCGAGAGAGCCGUUAAAAAGUCGCAAUCCUCGACGAGUCACCUCUCCCCCUCUCAAUGGCUUCCAUCAUCCGCCCGACGCUGCUACGGCAGACAGCCCUAGCCGCUUCGACCCGGCGAGCCGCAACCGCCACCUUCUCCAGCAAGCUGAUCCGGCCUACGAUUGCGAACGAUGUCGCGCGCGUUGCCGCCUUCCACGCUUCCAGCCGAAGAAGCCUAUUGCCCCCAGGACCUCAGGUGAUCAAGGGAACUGUCAACGACCCUGCGCCCAUCCCCGAAACGAGUCCCACCCACGGCUCCUACCACUGGACUUUCGAGCGCCUUGUCGCGGCCGGCAUCAUCCCCCUCACCGUGGCGCCCUUCGCCGGUUCCUCUCUGAACCCCGGUCUAGACGCGAUUCUAUGCUCGCUGUUGCUAGUGCACUGCCAUCUCGGUUUCCAGUCCGUCCUGAUCGACUAUAUCCCCAUAUCCAGGUAUCCGAAGUCCCGCAAGGCCUCUAUGUGGCUCCUCAACGCCGCCACUGCUUUAGUCGGCAUCGGUCUGUACGAGUUUGAGACCAAUGACGUUGGGUUGACCGAGGCAGUGAAGAGAGUCUGGAAGGCUUAGAUCGGAAGAACGGAAGGGAAUCGGCAUUGGUCUAAUUGAAUCGAUAUGGUGAUAAGUACGACAUGGGGAACGAUAGCAAUUAAAGGGAGAAUGGCAGCAGGAGACGAGGGAAAGGAUGUGAUUAUGUAUGAAGCUACAUAACAUGGUACCAUGAAUCCGUUUGUGUUGUUGCAUGAAGCUUGUUGCUCGAAAGGGUUCGGACUAGGUCUCAGAAGCAAGGACUACUAGGAGCUCAUCCGUAUAUGUACGACCAAUUCAUAUAUAUGUAAACUUUUAUCAACCUGUCGUAUACGUCUGAUGAUUAUGGUACGAGAUCUGGGAUAAUAACCGUGCUCUCAUGGACCAAGCUUCACCAUCCUGGCUUCUUAGAUGGAUCUCAUGCCCCUCCCUAGUUCAUACUGGCCCCCCUGAAACUACAUCAAGUCAUAAACAUAGAUAUCUACAUUUACAAUACAUUCAGUACUAGAGAGUACGAGCACUUAAUUCUAUCA